Danio aesculapii is the source of this 1603-nucleotide messenger RNA. RefSeq names its product PRELI domain containing 3 (gene prelid3b). Lineage: Eukaryota; Metazoa; Chordata; Actinopteri; Cypriniformes; Danionidae. The transcript is spliced from 6 exons. Gene Ontology annotation, biological process: phospholipid transport. Gene Ontology annotation, cellular component: mitochondrial intermembrane space. Gene Ontology annotation, molecular function: phosphatidic acid transfer activity. Bases 79 to 660 code for a protein of 193 amino acids. The record is from RefSeq and is a predicted model, not a curated record.
UCUCGAACAAACAGCGGAAGCGGUGCGGCGUCACCGAGCAGCAGUCGCCCGUUAAACAUCUAAAAAACACCGGGAGCCAUGAAGAUCUGGACGUCCGAGCACAUAUUCAAUCAUCCAUGGGAAACCGUGACCAAAGCUGCCAUGCAGAAAUACCCCAAUCCCAUGAACCCCAGCGUGUUCGGUGUGGACGUGUUGGACCGUAACGUGGACCAGCAGGGUCGCCUGCACAGUAAACGUCUGCUCAGCACUGAAUGGGGUCUGCCGUCCAUCGUCAGAUCGCUCAUUGGCAACACACGGACAUGCACAUACAUCCAGGAGCACUCCGUAGUGGACCCUAAAGAGAAAACAUUCGAGCUCCAGUCCACCAAUAUCACCUUCACAAACAUGGUAUCUGUGGACGAGCGGCUCAUCUACCGGCCGCACCCGGAGGACCCGGAGAAGACGAUGCUCACGCAGGAGGCCAUCAUCUCAGUGAAGGGCGUCAGUCUGAGCAGUUAUCUGGAGGGUUUGAUGGCGUCCACCAUCUCCGCCAAUGCUGGAAAGGGUCGAGAGGCGAUGGAGUGGGUGAUCCGGCGUCUGAACACUGAGAUCGAGGAGUUAGCGAUGACGGCGAGAGGAACCCUGCGGACGCCGAUGGCUGCAGCCGUAGCUGAUAAAUGAUCUCCUCUUUCUCUUCUUUCCUUUGGGGAAGCUGAUCUUCUGCGUCCGAGACCUCCAGCGUCUACAUUAGAGGCUGACAGGACGCCCACUGCUGCGACGCACAACAUUACCACGAAGAGGAGAGCGCUAGUAGACGCUCAACGCUAGUUUUAAUCAAUCAGUUUAACAGGACAGAGUCUCAGAGACCAUAGACGGACUGCCAAAACAUCAGAAACGCAGCUGGCUAGCAUCGUUCACCAGCACUUAUACACUUGAAGAUCCGUAGUCAUGUUCUAGAACUUAUUUUAUUAUCCUUACUAUAACACUUAUUAAAGCAUCAAGGAAGGGAACAAGCUAAUCCAGACUGGAUUUGGAGGACCACCGGUGUGUGUGUUGGAUUAUUCAGAAGCUGCUGCACGCUCCUGGUGCACGAUGGGAAGAGUGUGACAUCAUCAUCAUCAUCAUGUGAGGGAUGAUGGGUAGGGCCAGAGAGUGUGUUUGGACUCCAGUGUUCUGCUGGGCUUGAUGUGAGGAGGGUGAAACUCAUUCUAUUUAUUUAUUUAUAUUUGUUAGGUUUCUCUUAUUUCAGGCCUUGUGAUUUCCACUUCUGCAAACGCACCUGAACGCUAGCGAUACGCUAACAAACCUCCAUCUGGAUGUGCUGAUGGUGAUGUUUGCGGAUGUGUUAUCGCUCAUGCACUGAUCGUUUCUCUCUUUUUUCCUCCUCAGUUGAGCUUCUGAAUGUCGGCUUCUGUAAUAUCAUGAGGAGCGUUUAAACUCAUCGUUUAUACUGAAUGUAAGUGUUUCUCACAGCUGUAUGAAGUCAUUUGCAGGAAUGUACCGUGGUGGAGAGAUCUGAAGGAAUAGUCCGGUUUGUUUUAGAGGUGUGUGUGUUACUGAACCAGCAGCAGUGAACACAGCCGAAGCGGUUUACACAUGUGGAAAUAAACUAACGUUCAUAUGA